GUAAAAGGCAAAGAAGAAAACCGGAAACUACUUCCACGUCAUUUGUGCGCAUGGAGAGAUAAAAGUAGGGGUAAACAGCUAGCAUAUAGAAAGCAGGAUAAAAUGGACGCACAGAAAGAUCUACAGCCGCCCAAACAACAACCGAUGAUCUACAUCUGUGGAGAAUGUCACACUGAGAAUGAAAUUAAAGCUCGCGAUCCCAUCAGAUGCAGAGAGUGUGGCUACAGAAUCAUGUACAAGAAGAGAACAAAGAGACUGGUUGUAUUUGAUGCCCGGUGAAGAAGAGAAGAGCGACAUAUUUGACUUUAGUUGUUUUUGUUUUUUACUGUUUUUGUAGAGUAUCACCAUGUAAAUAAACAGUCUCUCAAGCCUGG
Poecilia reticulata (guppy) is the source of this 374-nucleotide messenger RNA. It is a transcript of the gene polr2k, whose product is annotated as RNA polymerase II, I and III subunit K. Gene Ontology annotation, cellular component: RNA polymerase II, core complex; RNA polymerase III complex; RNA polymerase I complex. Gene Ontology annotation, molecular function: DNA binding; zinc ion binding. NCBI's taxonomy places the organism in Eukaryota, Metazoa, Chordata, Actinopteri, Cyprinodontiformes, Poeciliidae. The record is from RefSeq and is a predicted model, not a curated record. Gene Ontology annotation, biological process: DNA-templated transcription.